AUGAGAUGGAUACUGUCAUUUACUGCUGUGAUAUUAAUCGGUCUUGUUAGUGGCACGCAGUAUUUGUUUUCUGCAUAUGGUCCUGCGCUGGCCGAUAGGCUGAAUUUAUCAUCAACGCAGACCAAUGUAAUCGCUUCUGCUGGUAAUUAUGGGCUGUUUCUAUCAAGCCCUUUCAACGGCUACUUGGCUGACAACUAUGGUCCUCGAAGGGUUUGUCUGGCCGGAUCGGUAUUAAUAUCCGCAAGUUUCUUGGGUCUUGCACUGACGUACAAUGGAGUAUUGCCUUCAUCAUUCUUGUUAUGUGCUGUAUAUUUAAUGCUGACAGGAAUUGCAUCCUCAGCAGGUUUUAUGUCUGCGUUCACAACAUCUGCUAAAAACUUUCCAAACUUACGGGGCGUCGGUCUCAGCAUUCCACUUGCGUGUUUUGCCCUAUCGGCAAGUAUUUUUUCCUUAGUCAAUUCACUCUUCUUUAAAGACGAUACCUAUCGCUUCCUUGUGUUCAUCGCCAUAUCGACUGGUCUAUGUCAAUUCAUUGGAGCAUAUCUAUUGGAUCCUAUUUCUCUUGAAUCGAUAACAGACAGUGAUUCGCGUGAUGAUUUGAAUGAGACAACACAACGAUCAUCGGAUGCAUCUGUCGAAGCGGAAACUAGUGGGCAUGGAGAGAACAGGCAACUAGUACAGAAUGAGGAGACUCCGUCUUUGAGACGUCUUUCUGGUGUGCAGAGUUUGGAAAUUAACACUGACUCUCAGUUGGAACAGAAUGAGGAGACUCCAUUAUUGAAACGUCUUCCUACUGAGCCUGAUAUUAGCGGACGGCGAUUGUUAUUAAAUGGUGACGCUCAGUUGCUAUUUUUGGCUAUUUUCUUUCUUGGUGGGGCUGGAUUAAUGUAUAUCAACAACGUGGGCACUAUAGUCAAAUUACUUUACGUUUCGUCAUCCGGAAAUAGUCCCAACCCGUCACAUGAACUUCAACACAUUCAGAAUCUUCAUGUCUUUUUAAUAUCAAUUUUUUCAUGCAUCGGUCGCCUGUCCACUGGAAUCUCAUCGGACAUAACAAAAUCAAGCGAGUGGUUUGGGUUAAAGCAGUUUGGAUUCAACUGGGGAAUAAUGACCUGUGUAAGUACUGCAAAAGUGAGAGUGUUUCGUGAACAUGGAGAGUGGGCUUUUGCUAUUGGUAGUCAGGUGUUUGGAUGUGCGACAUCAAUAUUCGUCUCCUCUGGUCUAUUGCGGCGGGUCAUAAAGAAGGAUAGACGUCGUUUGUUGCAAGAUGAAUGA
Messenger RNA from Paraglomus brasilianum, 1275 nucleotides. The record is from the annotation of a GenBank genome assembly. Lineage: Eukaryota; Fungi; Glomeromycota; Glomeromycetes; Paraglomerales; Paraglomeraceae.